Messenger RNA from Paramisgurnus dabryanus, 846 nucleotides. It is a transcript of the gene crx, whose product is annotated as cone-rod homeobox. The record is from RefSeq and is a predicted model, not a curated record. NCBI's taxonomy places the organism in Eukaryota, Metazoa, Chordata, Actinopteri, Cypriniformes, Cobitidae. Gene Ontology annotation, biological process: regulation of transcription by RNA polymerase II; multicellular organism development. Gene Ontology annotation, molecular function: RNA polymerase II cis-regulatory region sequence-specific DNA binding; DNA-binding transcription factor activity, RNA polymerase II-specific. Gene Ontology annotation, cellular component: nucleus.
AUGAUGUCCUACAUAAAGCAGCCCCACUAUGCUGUGAACGGGUUAACACUGUCCGCCUCAGGAAUGGACCUGCUCCACACUGCUGUCGGCUACCCAGCCACUCCGAGGAAGCAGCGUCGGGAGCGCACCACUUUCACACGCACCCAGCUGGACAUCCUAGAAGCCCUGUUUACCAAAACUCGGUACCCAGACAUAUUUAUGAGAGAAGAGGUGGCCCUGAAAAUAAAUCUUCCCGAGUCCAGAGUUCAGGUGUGGUUUAAGAACCGUCGUGCUAAAUGCCGCCAACAGCAACAGCAAACCAACGGUCAGCCCAAGCCCCGUCCCCCCAAAAAGAAGUCAUCCCCACCCUCUGAGCUGACUUCUGACACUGGCACCAGCUCUUCGGUGGCAGCUGCCCCUGCCCCAGCCGUGCCCCCUAGUGUUAGCGUUGGCAAUGCACCAGUGUCUGUUUGGAGUCCUACAUCUCUAUCCCCCCUUUCUGAUCCAUUAUGUGGCUCCAGCACACCCUGUGUGCAGCGCCCAGCUCCGUACCCCAUGAGCUACGGUCAGCCUACCACUUAUACUCAGGCCUAUAGCUCUUCUCCCUACUUCAGUGGCCUGGAUUGUAGUCCAUACCUCUCUCCCAUGACCACUCAGCUGUCAGCCAGUGGGGGUGCUCUCUCUCCCCUUACUGUGCCCUCCAUGGGCGGCUCACUCAGCCAGUCUCCCUCCCUCUCCUCCCAAGGAUACGGCUCCACUUCGCUGGGUUUCAGUUCCAUAGAUUGUCUGGAUUACAAGGACCAGCAGGCCUGGAAACUAAACUUCAGCACUGUAGACUGCCUCGAUCAUAAAUUCCAGGUGCUGUAG